UUCAGUAGAGAUAUGCCAUUCGUAUCUCACGGUCGUUGCGUUUAUAAUUGGAGCUGUCGUGGUUAGUGGUCAUCGUGUAAAAUUUAUCAUUUCCUCUUCGGUUGAGCACCCUAAUUUCCAAAACGACCCAGUGUAAUUCGCUCACGCUUAUUCACCGAAGUUCCCUUUACACCUUUUUUUUUAAACCAUAGCCAGUUUUAGUAAUUAUAAGUGCACUUCGGUUAUGUAGUGGGGAAAACUUUCUCCGUUUUCCAGAAGUGAUUAUGUACCUGGGGUUCAAUAGUCUCUAAGUUGUGUUUUGAUCUAAUCGUGUUAAAGGGUGAACUGGAAGUGUAGAAAAAGUCCAACGAUUCCAAAGUACAGAUUCCUGUUAGUGCUGUAUCAUCUUAUUGUGGCUGUGUCGCUAACACAGAACACGUUUGCAGUGUAUUUCACCAGUGAAUAAGUUUUAAAUUUGCCCGAUUGAGCGCGGAGCAGCAAAGAAAAACGAAGAAUAAUUUUGAAAUUAGCUAUUAUAUCGGCAGCCGUAUACUCAGGGCGUAUACUCCAAUCCACCGAGGCAAGGUGGACGAACAACGUUUCGUCUGUUCUGCUGGCAGGAAAUGGCUCCAAACUUGAGUAAGAUAGCGGUAAAUCAGAACCUGGCGAUAGCGAUCGCUGGUUGCACCGCUGCCACCUGGAUUAUACUGUACGGCAAGCAAAUCCACAAAGCCCGCAAGCAACGGCCCGAGGAUGAAAUUCAAUACAUUAUCAGUGACAAGAAGGAGAAACGCACGACGAAAGCACACGUGAACUCGGUAUUUUUCAAGCAGCUGCGUGCACUACUGAAAAUAAUCAUUCCGAAGAAAUGGAGCGCAGAGAAUGGCUUGCUGCUAAUCAUAGCGGCGUCACUAAUCGCACGGUCCAUCAGCGACAUAUGGAUGAUCCAAAGUGCGACGGCCAUCGAGAGCACCAUUAUCACCAUGAACAAAAGCCAAUUUCGUAUCACCCUGUUCAAAUACCUUUCGGCGCUUCCGGCUAUCGCGGUAGUUAACAACGUUUUAAAGUGGAGCAUUGGUGAGCUGAAGCUUCGUUUUAGGACCAACCUCUCGCAGCACCUAUACACAGAGUACCUGAAAGGCUUCACCUACUACAAAAUGUCCAACCUAGACAAUCGAAUAGCGAACGCCGACCAGCUGUUGACCACCGACAUUGACAAGUUCUGCGAGAGCGUGACCGAUCUCUACUCCAACAUCUGCAAGCCGCUGCUUGACAUCGUGAUAUAUGUGUACAGACUGACGACGAACCUUGGCGGGAUGACUCCAAGCAUUCUGCUGCUGUAUCUGUUCUUCUCGGGGAUGUUCCUGACGAAUCUACGCAAACCGACCGGUCGACUAACCGUGAUGGAGCAGAAACUCGAAGGAGAGUUCCGAUACGUUAAUAGCAGACUUAUAACGAACUCGGAAGAAAUCGCGUUCUACAAAGGUAACAACCGCGAGAAGCUCACCAUUCUGGCAAGCUUCAACAAACUUGUGAGCCACAUGCGUAAGUUUCUCGAGUUCCGGGUUGGAAUGGGUAUAAUCGACAAUAUGGUCGCGAAAUAUAUCGCAACCGUUGUCGGUUUCUACGCCGUAUCGUUACCAUUCUUCGAAGAAAAUCAUCCACUGUUGACGGGUAGCCAAGCCGGCGAAAGAUUGAGUAAAUACUACACCUUCGGACGUAUGCUCGUGAAACUGGCGGAAGCUAUCGGCCGGCUGGUGCUGGCCGGCCGUGAAAUGUCUCGUCUAGCCGGUUUCACUGCCCGCAUGACGGAACUGACGGUUGUGCUGAGGGAUUUGAACGCCGGACGAUACGAGCGAACCAUGGUAAGUAAUUCGAGCGUUGCCGACGCCGAAAUCGGCCCGGGCAAAGGACUGCUCAAGUUCCAGGAUAACCUUAUCCGGUUCGAAAACGUUCCGCUGGUGACCCCGAACGGAGAUGUCCUCGUGAAGGAUUUGAACUUCGAGGUGAAAUCGGGUACGAAUGUGCUGGUGUGUGGUCCGAAUGGUUGUGGCAAGAGCAGUCUGUUCCGUAUCCUUGGCGAGCUGUGGCCUACCUGGGGCGGUAAGGUGACCAAACCACCGGCAGGCAAGUUGUUCUACAUUCCCCAGAGGCCUUAUAUGACGUUGGGAACGCUAAGGGAUCAGAUAACCUAUCCCCAUACACACCAGGAAAUGAAACGACGAGGAAAAACAGAUGCCGAUUUGCUGGGCUAUCUUGAACUCGUGCAGUUGACAUACCUACAAGUGCGUGAGAAUGGUUUGGACGCGAUCGAAGACUGGAUUGAUGUACUUUCCGGGGGCGAAAAGCAACGUAUUGCCAUGGCUCGCCUCUUCUACCACAAUCCACAGUUCGCUAUAUUGGAUGAGUGCACCUCUGCCGUUUCGGUUGACGUGGAAGGCAGCAUGUACGAAUAUUGUCGUAAAGCAGGCAUCACACUGUUCACCGUCUCGCAUCGCAAAUCGCUUUGGAAGCACCACGAUUUCUAUCUGCAAUUCGAUGGUCACGGGGCGUACGAGUUCGCUGCGAUCGAUGGCAGUGAGCAACAGUUCGGCUCGUGAUUUGUAUUAGAAGCAGCUAGCACAAGAUCGAACACAUGUGAGAGUCCUUAGAGUAUAUUAGACACAGUGAACGUGUACGUGUAUGCGUGAACGAGUUCGAGACGAUCGAACGGUGAUAAACGGUUCCAGGAUGUGGUGCAGGAAACCUACUUUAGGUGUAAAGUUAAUCCAGAAUAGGCUAUUAUUUUUACUUUCUUUUCCUUUAGGCUAAACUAAGGUUUGCAUUACUUUAUGUUUUGUUUAUUAGAUCUCUGUGGACAUCAAGUGUGAAACACAUAGAGCAACGGAGAAACUAUCGUUACAAUAAAGUAAUUUGUUUUUCCAUUUUCA
Molecule: messenger RNA, 2909 nt
Organism: Toxorhynchites rutilus septentrionalis
Lineage: Eukaryota; Metazoa; Arthropoda; Insecta; Diptera; Culicidae
Gene: Pmp70
Product: ATP-binding cassette sub-family D member 3
Exons: 10
Coding region: 603-2579 (658 amino acids)
Biological process (GO): long-chain fatty acid import into peroxisome; fatty acid beta-oxidation; very long-chain fatty acid catabolic process
Cellular component (GO): peroxisomal membrane
Molecular function (GO): long-chain fatty acid transmembrane transporter activity; ABC-type transporter activity; ATP hydrolysis activity
Source: RefSeq, a predicted model, not a curated record